Ochotona princeps (American pika) is the source of this 1478-nucleotide messenger RNA. RefSeq names its product poly(ADP-ribose) polymerase family member 11 (gene PARP11). The record is from RefSeq and is a predicted model, not a curated record. Gene Ontology annotation, molecular function: NAD+ poly-ADP-ribosyltransferase activity. The coding region runs from base 328 to 1323 and encodes 331 amino acids. The transcript has 9 exons. Lineage: Eukaryota; Metazoa; Chordata; Mammalia; Lagomorpha; Ochotonidae.
AAGUCUGGCGGCGCGGGCGGGGGGGGCGAAGACGCUGGCUUGUGACAGGGACGGGGUGAGGGCAGGUCUCGGUAAGGGUCGCCUCCGUGUGCCUUGGCUCCCGGGACCCUUCGGCAUAACCCCACAGCCCGACCCCGAGGCCAGCCCGUUCCUCCAGCCUCUCUCCGCUCGACUUCGCCACCGUUAUGUGGGAAGCGUAUCCGCAGCCAAUCAACUUUAAAACAUGAAGAAAUAAAAACCAGAAAGCAAUCAUAACUAUUCCUUGGAGAGAGUUUGCAAACAUGAAUAAAAAUUAAGCAAGCCCCCUCCAUUGAGCUCAGUCAGGAGAUGUUUCACAAAACGGAAGAAUUCUUACCCAAAACAAUGGACAGUGAAAUGGAUGACAUGGACACGUCAGACACACAGUGGGGCUGGUUUUACUUGGCGGAAUGUGGGAAAUGGCACAUGUUUCAGCCGGAUACCAACAUUCAGUGUUCAGUUAGCAGUGAAGACAUCGAAAAAAGCUUCAGAACAAAUCCUUGUGGCUCCAUUUGUUUUUCCACUUCCAAAUUCAGCUACAAGAUAGACUUUGCAGAAAUGAAGCAAAUGAAUCUGACCACUGGAAAGCAGCGCCUGAUAAAACGAGCCCCCUUUUCUAUCAGUGCUUUCAGUUACAUAUGUGAAAAUGAAGCUAUUCCUAUGCCCACACACUGGGAGAACGUGAACACUGAACUCCCAUAUCAGCUAAUUUCUCUGCACAAUCAAACACACGAGUACAAUGAAGUUGCUAACCUCUUUGGGAAAACAAUGGAUCGUAACCGAAUUAAACGAAUACAGAGGAUUCAAAAUCUAGACCUGUGGGAGUUCUUUUGCAGGAAAAAAGCCCAACUCAAAAAAAGGAGAGGUGUGCCUCAGAUCAACGAACAAAUGCUGUUCCACGGGACCAGCAGUGAAUUUGUGGAAGCGAUAUGCAUCCAUAACUUUGAUUGGAGAAUAAAUGGUAUACAUGGUGCUCUCUUUGGGAAAGGAACCUAUUUUGCUAGAGAUGCCGCGUACUCCAGUCGCUUCUGCAAAGACGACCUAAAGCAUGGCAAUACCUUCCAGAUUCAUGGUGUCAGCUUGCAGCAGCGGCACCUCCUCAGAACCUCCAAGUCCAUGUUUCUCGCGCGAGUUCUCAUUGGAGAUUACAUAAACGGGGACUCCAAGUACAUGCGGCCUCCUUCCAAAGACGGCAGCUAUGUGAAUUUAUACGACAGCUGUGUGGAUGACACCUGGAACCCCAGGAUCUUUGUGGUUUUUGAUGCCAACCAAAUCUAUCCUGAAUACUUGAUAGACUUUUACUGAUUUCAUUCCCAAAUCUCAGUGGGCAAGGAAGUCUUUCUCUUUUUUUGCAGGAAGAUUUGCUCUUCUGUCAUCUAGCCACUAAAUGUUAAUUAUCUAAUACUUUUGAAACAGAUAUGAAAAAAAAAAGUGGCCUCUAUAUAAAAAGACUUACUGAA